Messenger RNA from Lycium ferocissimum, 387 nucleotides. Its product is annotated as protein GL2-INTERACTING REPRESSOR 2-like. The record is from RefSeq and is a predicted model, not a curated record. The transcript has a single exon. NCBI's taxonomy places the organism in Eukaryota, Viridiplantae, Streptophyta, Magnoliopsida, Solanales, Solanaceae. Bases 1 to 387 code for a protein of 128 amino acids.
AUGAGUAGGAGGAAUGGAAAUGGUCCCAAACUUGACUUGAGGUUGAAUUUAUCACCACCAAGGGCGAUGAACCAUCACAACCACCAUGACCAGCACCAACACCACAUUGAUCAGCAUCCAAUAAGGAUGCAAGAGUCGUCACCUAACAGGUCAAUGACAUCAUCACCAACAAGCUCAUGCGUGUCAUCAGAUGAUUCGCCUUCCCAUCAACGCCACGUCAGCAGCCCGGAAACCACAACAUCCAUGGUGUUGGUGGGCUGUCCAAGGUGCUUGAUGUAUGUCAUGCUAGCUGAGGGUGAACCAAAAUGCCCCAAAUGCAAGACCACUUGUUUGCUUGAUGUUGUGUGUGAGUCCAAAAAUACAAGUACUAGGAGGAGGCGCACUUAG